Messenger RNA from Ananas comosus (pineapple), 1503 nucleotides. Its product is annotated as metal tolerance protein 1-like. Lineage: Eukaryota; Viridiplantae; Streptophyta; Magnoliopsida; Poales; Bromeliaceae. Bases 127 to 1329 code for a protein of 400 amino acids. Gene Ontology annotation, cellular component: plasma membrane; vacuole. Gene Ontology annotation, biological process: zinc ion transmembrane transport. The record is from RefSeq and is a predicted model, not a curated record. Gene Ontology annotation, molecular function: zinc ion transmembrane transporter activity. The transcript is spliced from 2 exons.
AUAUAUAUAUAUAUAUAUAUAUGUGUGUGUGUGUGUGUGUUUUUUCUCAAUCUCCAUUUCACUUUUGUUUCUCUUUUAGUACCCGAAAAUCGGUCCUUUUUUGGACUCGGCGCCGACUUUCAUGAGAUGGAAAAUCAGAACUCUUCAAGAUCUCAAACUAUCGAAAUAAACAUCGAUGUACCGGAUGGUAUUUCUGAAGCAGCUGGUAACAAAAUCUGCAGAGGCGCCUCUUGCGACUUCUCCGACUCCAAAACCAGCUCAAAGGAUGCCAAGGAGAGAUCCGCGUCGAUGAGAAAGCUUCUCAUGGCCGUCGCGCUCUGCCUCGUAUUCAUGACCGUCGAAGUGGUCGGCGGCAUCAAAGCGAACAGCCUCGCAAUUUUAACUGACGCUGCCCAUCUCCUGUCAGACGUGGCGGCCUUCGCCAUCUCCUUAUUCUCCCUUUGGGCCUCCGGAUGGGAGGCGACCCCGCGGCAAUCUUAUGGGUUCUUCCGCGUAGAGAUCUUAGGUGCCUUAGUUUCUAUACAACUCAUAUGGCUCCUCGCAGGCAUACUCGUUUACGAAGCUAUUGACAGAAUCAUUCACAGUGGCGGAGAGGUGAAUGGCUUGUUAAUGUUCGCCGUCUCGGCUUUUGGCUUGUUGGUCAACAUCAUUAUGGCUCUCAUGCUCGGCCACGACCACGGCCACGGCCACGGCCACGGCGGCCAUGAUGGGCAUGAUCACUCUCACCGUGAUCAUGACCACAAUCAUCGUGAUCAUGACCAUGACAACGAUCACGGCAUUAGCAUCACAACGCAUCACCACAAUCACUCCCACCAUGAUCAUGACCGCGAUCGUCAUGAUCACGACCGUGAUCACGAUGUGCCGCUGCUCAAGAAGAAGGAGAAGAAGAAGAAGAACAUUAAUGUCCACAGCGCAUAUUUACAUGUUCUCGGAGACUCCAUCCAAAGCAUUGGUGUGAUGAUCGGAGGGGCCAUUAUCUGGUACAAGCCGGAGUGGAAGAUCAUCGAUCUCAUAUGCACGCUCGUAUUCUCUGUCAUAGUGUUGCUGACCACAGUGCAGAUGCUGAGGAACAUUGUAGAAGUUCUCAUGGAGAGCACGCCGAGGGAGAUCGACGCGACGCGGCUGGAGAAGGGGCUGUGCGAGGUGGACGGGGUGGUGGCGGUCCACGAGCUGCAUGUAUGGGCGAUCACGGUCGGAAAGGUGCUCCUCGCGUGCCACGUCACGAUUACACCGCGGGCGGAUGCCGAUCUCGUGCUCGAUGAGGUUAUCGGGUACAUCAGGAGAGAGUUUAACAUCAGUCAUGUAACCAUUCAAAUCGAGCGCCAGUAGGCUUUUUUUCUACCCUUCUCGCGGUUGUAGGUUGCAUCAAUGUGGUAGUAAUUGCAGUGUUCUGUUUUACUAGUAUUUAUGUUCAUUAGAACUGUUGGGCUCUAUUAUUUCUUCAAUGCGUGCUUUUGGAUUCAUCAAGAAGAUUAAUGAUUAGGUUUCUGUGCAUUAUCAUCA